Messenger RNA from Musa acuminata AAA Group (dessert banana), 1875 nucleotides. RefSeq lists its product as uncharacterized. The coding region runs from base 461 to 1765 and encodes 434 amino acids. The transcript has 2 exons. Lineage: Eukaryota; Viridiplantae; Streptophyta; Magnoliopsida; Zingiberales; Musaceae. The record is from RefSeq and is a predicted model, not a curated record.
AUCCUACACGCCAGGGCACAACACAUCCAUAACAGAACAAUGACCUUUAAAGCUUUUGUGGUGAGAGGUGAAAUGAAAUGCUAGCAGCCAUUUCCUUGGUAGAUUAUCUAAAAUGAUUUCAUCGUGUGCCAGUGUCCACUAUGUUAGUCGCUUUUCUCAACAAGUUUAAGGCCUUAAAAUCUGCAAGAAAUUUGAGUUUCUAUGUGGACUCUUCCAUAAGCGUUGUCUGUGCUAAGUUUAAUGGUGUUUUGAGUAGAUUUGUAAUGGCUGUUGGGUUUCCAAGAGAGCAGCAAGUGUAGAGGAGACUAUAUUUUGCUUCACAUGGAAAAGGAAGGGAACCACAGAUACAGCUUUGAUGGUGCCAAUUGAGCUCAGGCAAAGAAAGCAGGAAAUAAGCAAUUGAGAUCGAUUGCCAUUGAAUCUAUCAGUUUCCAGAGUCAGGGAGGUAUGCAGAGAGUCCAUGAAGCACCAAAGCAGAAGAGAGAGAAGGAAUAAGAGGGAGAAGGAGGUGGAGGAGGAGAAGAUGCCAACUUUUUGGUUUGCCUUGAGGAGAUCUCUCCACUGCAAGUCUGAGCCAUCAGAGGUUCAUGAUUCAAAGGCCAGGGGGCAUCUUGAAACCAUCUUGACACGGACGGCAGGAAGGUCUGGGUGCUCUAGAUCCAUGGCCAACCUCAAAGAUGUGAUCCAUGGGAGCAAGAGACACCUUCUGAAGCCACCAAGUUGCAGUCCGAGGUCCACCGGGAGCAGUAAGCUUCUGAAUCCCAUCACCCAUGAGGUUGUUCUUAGCAAUCCAAGCUGUGAGCUAAGAAGGAUCACUGGAUCCGGAGCCUGUCAUGACUCUACCUAUGUUGGCACCGUUUGGUCUGGGACACCAUGGCCAGGAGUCCACCAUCCUCUCCGACAUAACCCUUCAUGCACUCCAAGAAGAUCUCCUAGCUUUUCUGGGGUUUCAUCUCUCUCUCCUGCUUUGCCUGGCAAUGGUGUUGCUGCAGUUCAUCAUGCUGUUCCAGCACCAAGGUUCUCCCAUGAAACAGAUGUGCAGGUAUCCUCUGCAGCUGUUGCCUGCCAUAAAUGUGGGAAGAUGUUUGUGAAGUGGCAGAUCUUGGAGGCACACCAUCUAUCCAAGCAUGCAGUGAGCGAACUUGUGGAGGGAGACACCUCUAGGAAGAUAGUAGAAAUGAUCUGCAGAACAAGCUGGUUAAACACAGGGAGCAGUUGCAGGCAAAUUGAGAGGGUCCUAAAGAUCCAUAACAUGCAAAGAAAUCUUGCUCAGUUCGAGGAGUACAGGGAGACGAUCAAACUGAAAGCCAGUAAGCUCCCAAAGAAGCACCCCAGAUGCCUGGCCGAUGGCAACGAACACUUACGGUUCCAUGGCACCGCAAUUGCCUGCUCUCUUGGCUCGAAUGGCUCUUCCAGCCUUUGCACAUCAGAGAAGUGCAGUGUUUGUCAGAUCAUUCGACAUGGAUUCUCCUCAAAGAAGGAAUCCAAGGGAAGGAUAGGCGUGUUUACGACUUCCACUUGUGGCAGAGCACUCGAAUCCAUCGAGACUUGCGAAGAUGAUCCUUCGGUGAAGAAAGCACUGCUGGUUUGCAGAGUCAUUGCAGGUAGAGUUCACAAGCCUUUGGACACCUACCAAGAGCUCGUAGGUCGGUCUGCUUUCGAUUCGAUGGCGGGGAAGAUCGGGAUCUAUGGAAGCAUUGAGGAGCUCUAUCUGCUCAAUCCCAGUGCUCUACUGCCAUGUUUUGUGGUAAUAUGUAAGCCAUGAAGUUACUUGGAACAAACAAUGAGUUUAAUUCUCAUUUAUUGUUCCAAAUUGUUAUCUGAUCACAAGCAAAUUUGUCUGAAACUUUCAGUCCUCGUAUCAAUCACAGCCAA